Folsomia candida is the source of this 3252-nucleotide messenger RNA. RefSeq lists its product as uncharacterized. The transcript has 9 exons. NCBI's taxonomy places the organism in Eukaryota, Metazoa, Arthropoda, Collembola, Entomobryomorpha, Isotomidae. The record is from RefSeq and is a predicted model, not a curated record. The coding region runs from base 1102 to 2028 and encodes 308 amino acids.
UAUAAACAUUUGAGGACAUUUAAAAAUAAUUAAUUAAUUCGCAAAAUAGGAUAUCAGAUUAAUUAAUUUGCUAUUUUAUCAUAAAAAUUAUCCAAAGUGUUAAUUGAACCAUAAACUAAAUAGCUCAUUUUUCCAUUAUGAUGGAGUCAAUUUCUCCAGUAAUUAAACGGAACAAGUAGAAAUUUAAGCUGUUAAAUCAGACUUUGAAUUGAAAAGUGAGAAAAAUAGGUCAAAAUUGAAAACGUAUCUAAUUAGUUAUUUGUGGCUCGUGGUCGGCACGUCAUAGUGACGGCGGAAGCGUGGGGACAGUGACCUGAAUUUCUGGGGGACAAUGUCCCCCCUGUCCCCCGUCUCUGAUGGCUUGUUUAUUAGUUUACUACUCUCUGUUUGGGAUUGUGCACAUUUGAAAAUAAUUCUAGCAUCAUUCGAACUCACAAUUUUAAUUAUGAAUUUGAUAUUUGAACAGAUAUUUGACAUUAAACAGUUUAAUUUAAACUGAUCCGGUCUGGCCAGCUUUAACUAUUUAAGAACCCCAACGUGGAAACUACACUAGCUCUAACAACCAAAGGUUCUAUCCCACACCUUUGGAAGGCCCUAGCUUUAUCACCCUGUGACCGAAAUUCCGGUAAAAAUAAUGGCAUUAAACUGAUCCGGUCUGGCUAGCUUUAACUAUUUAAGAAUCCCAACGUGGAAGCUACACAAGCUCUUAACAACCAAUGGUCCUAUCCUACACCUUCGGGAGGUCCUCUAGCCCUGUCGCCCUGUGACCUAAAUUCCGGUAUAAAUCUUCUGCUGCUUCUGCAAACAUUGUCAAAUUGUUGGAACCCAUUCCAAGCGCGGAUUUAAUGUUUAUCAAUGAUAAAUUAUCAUCGCCGCGUUGAAGUCAAGUCAACUAAUCCAACCAAAGGAUAAGAAACUGGUCAAAGUGUUGAUCAAUGAUGAGAGAUAAGCGCAAAGUGGGAACUUUAGCAGAAAAUCAUACAUAAAUCGAGUCAUGCCAUGGAUGUGAAGCCCCAAAUUCCCCGACUUUCACCGAGUAUAAUAGCGGAAUUCUCCACCCGAUAGUUUUUACAUGAUAUUUCAAGUAAAGUCUUGGAAAAAAUGGAGGACACCAGUCAGAAAAUUGAAGAAUCUUGUUCUUGUUCGUCACCACCUAGUCACCAAUUUCCUGUUGAAUCCGUUCUACUAAAUCCUCUUCUGCUUGGAACUAUUCUCGGAAAAUUGGACCUCGACUGCCUUCUCACUGCUCGACUCGUUUCCACCACGUGGGCGAAAGAAGGGUUAAAAUUGUUGCGAAAAUUCGACCUUAUGUUCCGCCUUCAACCGCAACAUUUUGAGGAUUCUACAUCAACAUUGGCGCAGUUGGAGUCACUCGUUACGGGUGGACGACUCAGUCACACCCUUCUCUUGUCCUUCCAAACCUGCUCCUGGCGGUACUUGGGACCGCAUUUUAAUUUGUUCCACCACAUGGAAUUUGAUUCGCCCGAGUACCAAGCUUAUAACAAAUUUGUACUCGCCGAACAUGAAGCGUUCCACAGCCUUUGCGUGGCCUCCGCCAUGAAUUGCGUCGCUAUAAAUACACUCUUCAAAAUUGGACGUUUUGUAACCGAGCUAAGACUUGAAAUGAGCCUGGAAAAUGAGAAGGAUGCCGCCUAUGUCGUCCAAAUUCUAAUAGCCCUGCCUAAACUUAAGAUUUGUUCGUUGGAUUUCAUCGCAUUUUCAAAUCAAGGAUUCAAAGCUUUGUCGUCGUUGGGCAAAGGGUUAUCGAGUCAGGUGUCCGUGCUGGGAAUACGCUUGGGAUUGAAAUAUCGGAACCACGAGGUACUAAGUCAAAUCGGGGCUAAGCAUCUUAUGAGCACAUUUUCCCGGUCCAAUAUUGAAACCCUUGACCUAACCGGAUGGGAACAAUAUGGGCGAGUGAACCAGGAUUUUAAAGCUUCUGGGUCGUAUUUAGUAGAAGCUAUUGCUUCUCUCAUUCAUGAUGACGCCACAAAUUUUGCCCGGUUAAGUAAUUUCCCCGCAGCCUGACAAGACUCCAUCUCUUCGUCUACAGUAAUCUUGGGGGGCAGGGUGUCCACAAAUUUCAUCAUUUAUACCCCAUUUUAGAGCAGCAUAGUGCCACCCUAAAAAAUCUGAUCUUGUGGUGGGUCGAACGUAGCAAACCGUAUGAAUGGUACACACCCAUUUCACUCCCACAGCUACGGGUUCUUACGUCUUUGGAAUACUGUUUUUAUUGUUACUCCGAGGGAUUUAUUUCCUGUCCCGUACCAGGGGAGAAUUUGGACAAAAGAAGUCUCUGGGACGUGAUGUGUCUCAGAAAGAUUUUCAUGGGUACCCUUCGCCACACUCUUCCUUGUCUUACCAACCUGAGUGUUUUCCUAUUUUACAUUGGACGAUCCGACGAUACAGAAAUUUGGGAUUACAUUUUUCCCCUUCUGGACGCCGACGGAAACGGCCCUUUAGUUCACGAGCAGCUCAAAGUGCUCAACAUUUCGUUGGUGGCGGAAUGCAACUCGACCAUGCUGAAUCGACUGGGGACAACAACCUUCCCCAGACUGGAGACACUUCGACACGUAAAAUUUAAAGAUGAAUCGUCACGUUACGUGACAGAUUGUGCUCAUCGCUUCGACGACCGACGCCAAGAAGGGCAGCGUUCAUGGACGUGUUCGUCUUCUUCUAAAAACAAACCAUCGUCCAGUAUGAACGGAGUGCUUUGGGAUGAAUUGGAGCCCGACAUUGAAGAAAGUAUAGGUGGAUAUGCUUUCCCCAUAAGCCACCUUUUAAGAGGGGAUGAUAUAAAUCCUCUAACUGUACUGUCGUAUUAAAUUUAGAAGGCAAAAAUCACAUGGACAUUCGAAACCUGCAGGUUAUCGAAAAAUUGUUGAAAUAUGUACGAACAAAGACCAAAAUAUGUACGAAAAAAAUGAUAAGAAUUUUCGAAAAAUUUGUAAUUUAAAUUUAAUACGCUAUAUACAUUUUUUGGGGGGUCUAAUUUCUUUGAGGAGACGAAGUUCGUUGAAAUAUUUACGAAAUGUAUGUAUUUUGGGGAACAUAUUUAUGUAUGUAUUUUUCAAAUAAUAGUGGAAAUAUUUAUACGUAUGAUAACCUAGAAAUAGCAAUAUGUAAAAAAAAUUUGAUAUUUUUGUAAUCUAUACUAAAGAUAAGUAAAAGUUAAUGAAUGCAGUGAUGCACGUACAAAGUUUGACUUGAAAAAGUUGAAAAUAAAUGCUUGUCAAGCCUUUACUAAAUCAA